AUGUUUCGGUGGUAUCGCGAAGCUCAGGUCUGCUAUGCCUACCUGAGCGACGUCAAUCACGACGAUGACCACCGUGCCAAAGAGAGUGGCUUCGGGCUUUCUCGAUGGUUCACCCGUGGUUGGACGCUUCAAGAAAUUAUCGCUCCUCCAGUCGUAUACUUCUUUGCUUCAGACUGGCAAGGGAUAGGUUCAAGGCACGGCCUCCUGGAACUUAUUGUCGAUAUUACGCGCAUCCACCACAUGUUUUUCAUCUCCGGAAACCUAUCGAUAUUUCAGCGCAUGGCAUAUUGUCUUUUGGGUAUCUUCGACAUCAACAUGCCACUCUUAUACGGAGAGGGCCACCGGGCCUUUCAGAGACUCCAAGAAGAGAUUCUCAAAGAUAUUGAAGAUGAUUCCAUAUUCUACCACGGCGGAAUCGAAAGAUCCAUCCUGGCUUACGAACCCAGGAACUUUCAAAACAGCAGCAACCUGGUUGCUGGCAGCUGGCCGUACAGCUCGCAGAAUCUCAAGGGCAUCGUGGCCCGAAAUAUCUCAGUGAACAAAAAGCGAAUCGAAAUGACCGUUAUGGCAUUUCGAGACCCUUCAGGUGACUCUAACAUACUUACGGUGUUGCUCAACUGUGCAGGCGCAAGUGAUGUUGGUAGGGCUAGUUCGUGCUUGGAUUUCAUGGAGACAUCUCCAGGAAUCCUCACCAGCUUUUAUCAAGAAGGACUUGAUCGGUGGGAACAAAGAGUGACAGCCACAAUGCAGCUCAUGCGUGAGGCUCUUCCCAUGGCGAUUACCUUGGUACCAAACGGCGUCGGUUUCAGCUCCGAGUCAAAUUGGGAAACUGGGCUGGGAUUGACGCCGAAUUUGUCCCAUAUGAUUACGAUCAAGGGCCUGAUCCAAUCGUCCACCAUCUUUAUCAUAGCUGAUGUUAGUGUGCCGCGAGACUUUCUUGGUCGGUGGGAUCAGAAUGGCGACGAGGCUCGCUGGUAG
Messenger RNA from Podospora anserina S mat+, 978 nucleotides. RefSeq lists its product as uncharacterized. NCBI's taxonomy places the organism in Eukaryota, Fungi, Ascomycota, Sordariomycetes, Sordariales, Podosporaceae. The record is from RefSeq and is a predicted model, not a curated record. The transcript has 2 exons. The coding region runs from base 1 to 978 and encodes 325 amino acids.